Penicillium diatomitis is the source of this 747-nucleotide messenger RNA. Its product is annotated as GIG1 family protein. Bases 1 to 747 code for a protein of 248 amino acids. The record is from RefSeq and is a predicted model, not a curated record. The transcript is spliced from 2 exons. Gene Ontology annotation, cellular component: cytoplasm. Gene Ontology annotation, biological process: N-acetylglucosamine metabolic process. Lineage: Eukaryota; Fungi; Ascomycota; Eurotiomycetes; Eurotiales; Aspergillaceae.
AUGUCGCAACCACCGGCCUUCAAUCUGACCCCGCUAGAUCUGCAGCUGCUGGCGAUGACUGACGAGGAGUAUAUCCCGCACAGCUGGGAUGACCUUCGUGACAUUAUCGCGCGGAAUGAUCUUGGUGCACUCAAGCGCAAGCCUUCCGACUUGCGCCGAUAUUUAGCGUGGUCGGCCGAAACCAAGGCCAAGUACGGCUCUAUGAUGAACUACAUUUGUCAAGAGCGACUUCGCUGGACUUCCUCCGACUCGACCGACCCUGCAAAGGUGGACAGUCCCAACGGAAGCACGCACCCGGCCAACGGGGGGCCUGCAACGGGAGAGUCAUCCUCCACAUGCACAUCCGUGGCGAAAGCCACUUCAAGUGGGCCUCUCUCAUACAAGGAUCCGCGCCCCUUCGCGGACCCCGCGGACUACACGAUCUUGCGCAAUGACUGGCCGUACGGAUUCGAGCCUGGUAUCUCCCACUUGGUGGUGUGGCUGCGAACGCGCAUUCCGGUGGAGUCGGAUGAAGGCCAUCUGACCGAUGAAUCGCGCGCCUUGAUCGACAAGUUCGUCCAGGACAAAUUUGUCAAACGAUUGGCCGAGGAUGCGGAGAAGAGGUUCCCCGACCCGCAAUCUCAGGUGCUGUGGUUCAAGAAUUGGGUGGGCUUGCAAAGCGUGCGCGCAUUGGAACAUGUACAUAUCCUGGUGCGUGAUGUUCCAGAAGAAAUCUUGGUCGAGUGGUCUGGAGAGACAGCCAGGUGA